UACCUGCCUUGAUUGUUCUGUGAGCAGAUAAAAAGUACAUAUACAGUUCAUACAAUAAUCUUAUGUAUGUAAAACCCUGUUACGAUGUCGGCGACGGGGCCCAUCAGUAACUAUUACGUGGACUCGCUCAUCUCUCACGACAAUGAAGACCUCCUAGCGUCCAGGUUUCCGGCCACCGGGGCUCACCCUGCCGCCGCCAGACCCAGCGGCUUGGUGCCGGACUGUAGUGAUUUUCCGUCCUGUAGCUUCGCGCCCAAGCCGGCCGUGUUCAGCACGUCGUGGGCGCCCGUGCCCUCGCAGUCGUCCGUGGUCUAUCACCCGUACGGCCCCCAGCCCCACCUCGGCGCCGACACGCGCUACAUGCGGACUUGGCUCGAGCCGCUGUCCGGCGCCGUCUCCUUCCCCAGCUUCCCGGCCGGGGGCCGUCACUAUGCCCUCAAGCCCGACGCCUACCCCGGGCGCCGCGCCGACUGCGGCCCAGGCGACGGCCGCAGCUACCCGGACUACAUGUACGGCUCGCCCGGGGAGCUGCGCGACCGCGCCCCGCAGACGCUGCCCUCGCCCGAGGCGGACGCGCUGGCCGGCAGCAAGCACAAAGAGGAGAAGGCCGACCUGGACCCUAGCAACCCCGUGGCCAACUGGAUCCACGCCCGUUCCACAAGGAAGAAGCGCUGCCCCUACACCAAGUACCAGACGCUGGAACUGGAGAAGGAGUUUCUCUUCAAUAUGUAUUUAACCAGGGACCGACGAUACGAGGUGGCCCGUGUCCUCAAUCUCACUGAGCGGCAGGUCAAAAUCUGGUUUCAGAAUCGGAGGAUGAAGAUGAAAAAGAUGAAUAAGGAGAAAACCGACAAGGAGCAAUCCUAAGCUCUGCCCCAGCCUGCUGCCUCGGCACAGCCAAGGGAAACACAAAAACCCCACAAAAAAGCCCCAACCCAGGCGGGAGAAAGCACGAAA
Molecule: messenger RNA, 957 nt
Organism: Mesocricetus auratus (golden hamster)
Lineage: Eukaryota; Metazoa; Chordata; Mammalia; Rodentia; Cricetidae
Gene: Hoxc9
Product: homeobox C9
Exons: 2
Coding region: 85-867 (260 amino acids)
Biological process (GO): DNA-templated transcription; proximal/distal pattern formation; embryonic skeletal system morphogenesis
Cellular component (GO): nucleus
Molecular function (GO): DNA-binding transcription factor activity, RNA polymerase II-specific; RNA polymerase II cis-regulatory region sequence-specific DNA binding
Source: RefSeq, a predicted model, not a curated record